This is a messenger RNA of Oryza sativa Japonica Group (Japanese rice), 1135 nucleotides long. NCBI's taxonomy places the organism in Eukaryota, Viridiplantae, Streptophyta, Magnoliopsida, Poales, Poaceae. The record is from RefSeq and is a predicted model, not a curated record.
CGAAGAGAAAAUCCAUCCAUCCAUCCAUCCAUCUCCCACCACCACACCUUCGCCCCUCCCGCGGCAACCACCGCUCCUCGCCGCCCUCGGAUGCUCCCGCCGCCGCCUCCGCCGCAAUCCGAGUCAUCGGCGGCGGCCGCGCUCUAGCCGCUCGCUCGCUGUUGGCACGGUCCCGGAGCGGAGCCGGAGCGCAUGGCGGAGGCCCUCCUCCCCCUGCCCCGGCGCCUCGUCGUCACCGCCUCCACGCCCGCGUGCUCCUCUGCCUCCUCCUCCACGUCCCCGUCGCCUCACUGCCUCCUCUCGCGCGCCAACCCGCGCCCGCCGCGCUUGGCCGCCCCCUCGCCCCCGCGCCACCGCCGCCUCAAGGCCCAUGCAGCCGUCUCAGACAAAAGUGAGCAACCAAAAUGGUGGGAGAAGAAUGCUGGUCCAAAUAUGAUUGACAUCCACUCUACACAAGAGUUCUUGGAUGCACUGAGGGAUGCAGGCGACAGGCUUGUAAUUGUGGAGUUUUAUGGAACUUGGUGUGGUUCUUGCAGGGCACUCUUCCCAAGGCUCUGCAGAACAGCUGUGGAGAAUCCUGAUAUCUUGUUCUUAAAAGUAAAUUUUGAUGAAAAUAAACCUAUGUGCAAACGGUUGAAUGUGAAAGUCCUUCCUUACUUCCAUUUUUACCGUGGAGCUGACGGGCAAUUGGAGGCGUUCUCAUGUUCCUUGGCGAAGUUUCAGAAACUGAAGGAUGCAAUUGCUGUUCACAACACUGCUCGCUGUAGCAUCGGUCCACCAGUCGGAGUUGGGGAUGUGCUGGAUAGCCCUGAGGAGAAACCUGCAGAAGCUAGUCCCCGGUAGAUUUGUUCUGUUACAGUGCGUCUCGCUCUCCAUUGCUAUAUCUGCUCAUUUUUUUUACCUCGAUAGAUCUUACUGUAACCAACUCAGGAGAAUAUUCAGUUUUCCUGGAUAGGGGUGGCCAGGCAACGGGCCAGCAUCAGAUGUUGUAAGCAUUACUGUUUAAUUUUUUUGAGAAAGAAAAAUCGUGUAUUAUAGUGUGUCAACUUCUUAUGCUUGUCUAAAAGAACCAUAGAGUUGUACAUCAUUUUAGCGGAAGAAUUCUUCAUUGGGCAAUUAGACCUCAUUCUGGGAU